CUCUCUUCCUUCCUCUCUCCCUCAACACACAACUUAGGGGUGUAUGUGUUCAGACCUCUUAGGCUUCCCAUAUAAAUGCUCCAGACUUUCUGCAGAAUUUUAAAAUCAAGGCAUAUCUUUCCUCUCUGGAUUCAGUUGACCGACUUGUAAACUGUGUGGACUUUUUUUUCUUUCUUUCUUUCUUUCUUUCUUUCUUUCUUUCUUGAGUCAUGUUACUACUGAGAACUUUAUUUUCUCUCCAGUCAGCCAUUAGCUAAGUCCAGGAGCCUUGGAACUUUUCAGCCAGUGGGGUCCUCCGAGGCUGGUGUUUUUUGUUUUAACUUCCCUUUCUCAGUAAAUUCUAUAAGCAGAAACUGCAACUGAAUGGGCCAACGAAAUCAGAGGUGAAUGCUCCUCUGUUAACCUAAGAAAUUCCUUUCCUAACUCAAGACUCCAGGAGCCUGAAUUGUAGGUUCCCUCAAAGAUGCAGGAGAUCUCUGAGGGGAGCUUCCUGUGCUCUCUAGAUGUAACUGUGAUUAGCAGCUUUCAGAACAUCUCAGAGAUUUUGGCCUUUAUUUUCUUUGUCUUUUAUUCUAGAUACAGCCUUUAAAGCUUUACUGUGAAGAAGCCCAGGGAACAAGUAGCCACAGCCCAUUUGCAGAUAAGAGAAGAGGCCUAAGCAGUAUCUGCAGAGCCAGGAGUGUGACUCAGUACUGCUCUCUUUUGUGCACAUACCAUCAACUGCAUGUGGCAGAGCCUUUUGACUAUGCACCAGACACCUUACGUACCUGAAAUUCUUUAAACCUCACAACCCCCCUAUGCGACUCUCUAGAAAGCAUCACAGUGAUGGAGUACAUGAGCACUGGAAGUGACAAUAAGGAAGAAAUUGAUUUCUUAAUUAAACACUUGAACGUGUCCGAUGUAAUAGACAUUAUGGAAAAUCUUUACACAAGUGAAGAGCCAGCAGUUUAUGAACCCAGUCUAAUGACCAUGUGUCAAGACAAUAAUCAAAAUGAGGAGCAUUCAGAAUCUCUGCUGCUCAGUGGCCAAGAGGUGCCUUGGUUGUCAUCGGUCAGAUACGGAACCGUGGAGGAUUUGCUUGCCUUUGCAAACCAUAUAUCCAACACGGCAAAGCGUUUUUAUGGACACCGACCACAGGAAUCUGGGAUUUUAUUAAAUAUGGUAAUCACUCCCCAGAAUGGACGCUAUCAGAUAGACUCUGAUGUUCUUCUCAUCCCUUGGAAGCUGACUUACAGGAAUAUUGGCUCUGAUUUCAUACCUCGGGGGGCCUUUGGAAAAGUGUACUUAGCACAAGAUAUAAAGACUAAGAAAAGAAUGGCAUGUAAAUUGAUCCCAGUAGAUCAAUUUAAGCCAUCCGACGUGGAAAUCCAGGCUUGCUUCCGGCAUGAGAACAUCGCUGAGUUAUAUGGCGCAGUGCUAUGGGGUGAAACUGUGCAUCUCUUUAUGGAAGCAGGAGAGGGAGGGUCUGUUCUAGAGAAACUGGAGAGCUGUGGACCAAUGAGAGAAUUUGAAAUUAUUUGGGUGACAAAGCAUGUUCUCAAGGGACUUGAUUUUCUACACUCAAAGAAAGUGAUUCAUCAUGAUAUUAAACCUAGCAACAUUGUCUUCAUGUCUACAAAAGCUGUUUUGGUGGAUUUUGGCCUAAGUGUUCAAAUGACUGAGGAUAUCUAUUUUCCUAAGGACCUCCGUGGAACAGAGAUUUAUAUGAGCCCAGAGGUGAUCCUGUGCAGAGGCCAUUCAACCAAAGCAGACAUCUACAGCCUGGGGGCCACGCUCAUCCAUAUGCAGACGGGCACCCCGCCUUGGGUGAAGCGCUACCCUCGUUCAGCCUAUCCCUCCUACCUGUACAUAAUCCACAAGCAAGCGCCUCCGUUAGAAGAUAUUGCAGAUGAUUGCAGUCCUGGCAUGAGAUUGCUGAUAGAAGCCGCCUUGGAGAGGAACCCCAAUCACCGCCCAAGGGCAGCGGACCUACUCAAACAUGAUGCCCUAAAUCCCCCCAGGGAGGAUCAGCCACGCUGUCAGAGUCUGGACUCUGCCCUCUUUGAGCGGAAGAGGCUGCUGAGUAGGAAGGAGCUGGAACUUCCUGAGAACAUUGCGGAUUCAUCAUGCACAGGAAGUACUGAGGAAUCUGAGAUGCUGAAGAGACAGCGUUCCCUCUACAUAGACCUUGGGGCCCUGGCUGGCUAUUUCAACCUUGUACGAGGUCCACCAACCCUAGAAUAUGGCUGAUUGAUGGCAUCGUAUGUUUUAGAUGAUUAAGACUUGGUGUUGGGCUCCUGGAAGCUGGUUCUGCUGACUCUAUCCUGGGGCUGUGGCUAGUGAAAUGUGCCAUCCAUUAGCUGGGGAUAUGGGCUCCCGUGACUCAGGAAUGUGACUCCAUGUGGCUCCCCUAGGUUUGAUGCAUGAAGCUGCCCUGGGAGCUGCCAGGUCUAAAAGUUCUCAUUUCUCAGGUGGUGUGACUCCAAGGAAGCUGAGAGUUCGUAGAAGAAUCAUUUCUGGUGACUGACUCCAUUCACUGUGCACUUUGCUCAAAAUUUUUAAAAAUACCGAUCACGAGGAUAAUGUAUUAGCCUGAACUUAGCAUUCUUGGUUCUGAUUUAAGUAUGGGGACUUCAUUUAACUCAGUAUAGUUGUUUUGUACAUAUUGGUGUAUAUAAUAUGAUAUAACUUCUUGAGCCUCUGUAGGUAGAUUGUAGUAUAAAUUAACGUCAUUAUAUUUCGGGUAAAUAGAACAACUUGAAUAUUACAGCAAUAAGCUGAACUAGUGUCUUAAAAAUGGCUGAUUAUUUAGGAGCCAUCUGACAGCAGGCCACUAGUGACAGGUUCUGUUAUGUUCCUAUGGAAACAUUUUGUACUGUAUAUGCUAUGCCUAAAACAUUUAAAACAUGAUGUUUUGAAUGUGGAUAAAACUGUGUAAACCACAUAAUUUCUGUACAUCCCAAAGGAUGAGAAUGUGACCUUUAAGAAAAAUGGAAAUGUUUCUAAAUUCUUAAUGAUACUACUUUUGUAACUCUUCUGACUCUACUUUCUCCUAUGCAUUUGUAUAUUAAAGUAGCAUACCAUGUAUGUUUUAUAUCAAAUGCCUCCAGGAAUCUUUCUUGUAUAGACAUAUAUUUUUAACUUUGUGAUUAUGUGCGUAUUUCUCCUUAAGGUAUGUUUUUUACAUCAUGCAAAUGAAACAAACACUUUUAUCCAGAAUAAUUGGCCAAAUCAACUGAAUAAACUCAGUAUUUUGCCUCAAUUCUUUUAAAGAGUAUAAUUCUCAAUGGGGACUGGGGAGUGAGUUAUGGGGUUUGAGAUAUAGGUCAGAGGAGAAUGUGUAUUAUGAGGAAGGAAAAAAACCCAAGAGCUUUGCAAAUUGUUUAUAUGCUCCUCUUCUAUUACUGCAGUGUUAAGCCAUUGUCAUCUGGAUUGUGCCUCUUCGGCACAUCGGGGCAGAGAAAGAAUUGUCAGCCAUUGGUUCAGGCGAAAUGUGAUUCUAUUUUGCCUCUUGUUUUUAUGCAUUCAUACUACCUUUGAAUAUAUUCUUGCCUGCUCUGUG
Messenger RNA from Canis lupus familiaris (dog), 3541 nucleotides. RefSeq names its product mitogen-activated protein kinase kinase kinase 8 (gene MAP3K8). Gene Ontology annotation, biological process: protein phosphorylation. The transcript is spliced from 8 exons. The record is from RefSeq and is a predicted model, not a curated record. NCBI's taxonomy places the organism in Eukaryota, Metazoa, Chordata, Mammalia, Carnivora, Canidae. Gene Ontology annotation, molecular function: ATP binding; protein kinase activity. Bases 826 to 2229 code for a protein of 467 amino acids.